Molecule: messenger RNA, 3113 nt
Organism: Prunus avium (sweet cherry)
Lineage: Eukaryota; Viridiplantae; Streptophyta; Magnoliopsida; Rosales; Rosaceae
Product: protein STRUBBELIG-RECEPTOR FAMILY 3
Biological process (GO): protein phosphorylation
Molecular function (GO): ATP binding; protein kinase activity; protein binding
Source: RefSeq, a predicted model, not a curated record
AUAGACUGUUCCUGAGCUGAAGUUUAGAGAGAGAAAGAGAGAUAGUGGUGGGAGAGAGAAAGAAAGAAAGCAAAGAAAGCAAAGAAAGAGGGAGAAGAGUUUCAGAGCUUCAGAGCACCUCCUUCUCUUCUCCUUCCUCACCGUACCUUUCUACAUUUUCCUCUGCCUUUUUCCAACUUUUUCUUUUCUUCCAAGGCUAAAAAGGAUUAAUAUUGAUUGGAGGAUGAUUUGUGAGUGAUUGCUUAUGAAAAAGGGAAUUGAGAAGUAAACUUCAGCUUGGGAUCAAUGGGUAGGAAGAGAUCUGUGUUAGAGUACAAGAACUUGAAGAUCCAUGGACAGGUUUCAUUGGGGUUGAUAUUGAUCUGCUUGGCUCAAGUUUCUCUUGGAGCCACUAGUCCUACCGAUGUUGCUGCGAUUAACAACUUACAUGCUGCACUUGGCACGCCUGUUCUUCCUGGGUGGACUUCUGCUGGAGGAGACCCAUGUGGUGAAACAUGGCAAGGCGUUCAGUGUAACGAUUCUGUAAUAUUGAGAAUAGUUCUUAAUGGCGCUAAUUUGGGAGGACAACUGGGUGAAAACUUGGGAAUGUUUGCUUCAAUACAGGCAAUAGAUCUAAGCAACAACCAUAUUGGGGGAAGUAUUCCAUCCAAUUUACCUGUUAGCUUGCGAAACUUUUUUCUUUCAGCUAACCAAUUCACUGGAAGCAUCCCAGAUUCUCUAGCGUCGUUGGCUGAACUCACAGACAUGUCUCUUAACAAUAAUCUUUUAACUGGAGAAAUACCAGAUUCCUUUCAGAGCAUCACAGGGUUGAUCAAUUUAGAUUUGUCCAGUAACAAUUUGAGUGGGCAACUGCCACCCUCUCUAAAAAGCCUAGUAUCUCUGACCACUCUACAUUUGCAGAACAAUCAGCUGUCUGGAACCCUAGACGUUUUGCAGGAUCUUCCCCUAAGUGACCUGAAUAUAGAGAAUAACCUUUUUGCUGGACCCAUACCUGAAAAGUUGCUGAGCAUCCCAAAUUUCAGAAAAGAUGGGAAUCCAUUCAAUUCUUCUAUUGCUCCAGUCCCUCCACCCACAUCUCUGUCGACUCCACUCCCACCUCCACAGUCUUUUUGGGGACCACCUACUGGAAAACCACCCGGCAGAACACCUGGAAGAACACCUGGGAAACAGGCUGAUGGACCAUCUUCACAAGAUACAUCAAAUUCUGGAAAAUCAAAGAAAUUUUUAACUACUAAAAGGGUAGUUGGGAUAUCAAUUGGUGGGGUCUUGCUUUUUGUUGUUUUGUUACUAGCAAUUUUGUUUUUUAUGCCAAGACGUGGCAGAAGAGAAGAGGCGGACAGAAUUUCCAAGCGGCAUCAAAUAGGUGCAUAUAUGGGUGACAGGGAGAAACCUCCCAGGGACAAUAGUUCCUUGGUUCAACCAACCAAUCUAAUACAGAAAGUUCCGAAAGAGGCAGUUGUGAGGCCCAAAGAGGAUAAUGAAACAGAAACCAGAAGAACAUGGGCAAUUCCAAAGCCAAAUGAUGAGCAAGAUAGAAAUGUCCAAGGGACGGGCACAGUACCAAGGCAAGAGUCUGAUUUGAGUGCACUUGAUGCGUAUUUGAUGCCUCCUCCUCCUCCCCCUCCUCCCCCUCCUCCACCACCACCUGCUGAGAAGGUCAUUGUGAAGCCAUUUGUGCCAACUGAACUGCCUAAACUGAAGCCUUCCACUAAAAAUCCAAACCUUGCAAUUUUUGCGAAGUCUUUUACCAUUGCUUCCCUUCAGCAAUAUACAAACAGCUUUUCUCCUGAUAAUCUUCUAGGAGCAGGCAUGCUGGGAAGUGUCUAUAGGGCACAGCUUCCUAAUGGAAAGCUACUUGCAGUCAAGAAAUUGGACAAGAGAGCUUCCAGUCAGCAGAAGGAUGAUGAGUUUCUUGAACUGGUAAACAACAUUGACAGAAUCCGGCAUGCUAAUGUUGUUGAGCUCAUCGGUUACUGUGCAGAGCAUGGUCAAAGGCUUCUUAUCUACGAGUACUGCAGUAAUGGUUCACUGCAUGAUGCUCUGCACGUAGAUGAUGAAUUUAAGAAGAAACUGCCAUGGAAUGCUCGUAUUAGAAUGGCACUUGGAGCUGCAAGAGCCUUAGAGUAUUUACAUGAGGUCUGUCAGCCACCUAUUGUACACAGAAAUUUCAAGUCUGCCAACCUUCUCCUUGAUGAUGACCUUUCCAUGCGUGUUUCUGACUGUGGCUUGGCUCCAUUGAUAUCAUCAGGUUCUGUAAGUCAGUUGUCAGGACAUCUGCUAUCGGCUUAUGGUUAUGGAGCUCCAGAAUUCGAGUCAGGAAUUUACACUCAUCAGAGUGAUGUUUACAGCUUUGGGGUGGUAAUGCUGGAAUUAUUAACAGGCCGGAAGUCCCAUGACAGCACAAGGAAUCGAGGGGAGCAAUUCCUUGUUAGAUGGGCCACUACUCAGCUUCAUGACAUCGAUGCAUUAUCAAGGAUGGUCGAUCCUUCUCUAAACGGACAAUAUCCUACGAAGUCUUUAUCACACUUUGCAGACAUUAUAUCUCGAUGUGUUCAGUCCGAGCCAGAGUUCAGGCCACUGAUGUCUGAAGUCGUGCAAGACCUAUUAGACAUGAUACGGCGAGAGCCUCACGGCAGUGGAUCAAGUGAAGGUUGACUUCUUUGUGAAAUAAAGACCUAAUGACCAGAUUAUCAAUGAUGGGGUGCGCGCUAGUUGUGACUACUGCUAGAACCAAGAAGAUACAUCCUUUGUAAACAGGCUGCAGAUGAUGGCCCCAAACUAACACCACCAAUAUCUGCGUCACAAGCUUCUUUACCACGACCGGCUGCACAAAGUUCUGGAUGUGAACAUUCCAACAGUCCGAUUUUGGUGUUCGAUACUCUGUGGUCAUUCUAUUGUUUGUCUGUCCUGCAAAGUUGAGCUAACCCAAUUGUUUAGCUAUUAUUAUUUGUCAAUUGUCACUAUAAAUUCUUGGUAGUGAAACGUUUUCAGCUAGCUCUGUGAUGCCUCACGAACUUGGUUUCUACCGAUUCAAAAUGUAAUCUAUUCCAUUUUAUAACGCAUAUACAUCAUGAGUUUUGUAAAGGAUGGGUUAAAUUAGAUUUUCUCCGCCA